Molecule: messenger RNA, 816 nt
Organism: Drepanopeziza brunnea f. sp. 'multigermtubi' MB_m1
Lineage: Eukaryota; Fungi; Ascomycota; Leotiomycetes; Helotiales; Drepanopezizaceae
Source: RefSeq, a predicted model, not a curated record
AUGUCUGGACUGGCAUUCACCAGGUCCUUCCUCGCUGCUCUCCAAACCCCCCAUGCAGUAACGGAGCUCACCAACUACCCGAUUCGCAAACCGUUCAACCCGCAAUUCGACACAGCCAAGAAUGUACCCAUAUCCUGGUCUUUUCUCCUAGGGCCAAUGCUAGACAUGUACCUGCCCAAAUGGCUCGCUUCGCUCUGUGGUGAAACUGUGCCGGAUAAAGGGGCCAAGCUGACAGGGCUGCUGCACCAACUCAUCAUCAACGCUCUGUCAGGGUGUUUACCAGAAUCGGUUGGCGUCGAUAGCUUCGGGUCCGGCACAGCCAUCAAUAUGCGAGGACCAGUGGGUAUCUCAGACGACGAGAUGGGUCUCUUUGUCUCUGUAGACUUCCAAACGUUCUCGCUGCAGAAAACCCACCCAGGGAACCACCAAGCGGCCUCGUCCUGGGACCUGGCAAAGGCGAUCACGGUGCGCCUAGCAGCCAGAGCGCGGCAGCUGCACGACCAACCCACUGGACUCCUGAGAUACUUGAGGAGCGUAUAUUCUUGGAUGAUUUCUAAGCUCGGUGCCAGGAGUGAAGGUUCAUAUGAAGCGAGAAAUAUUGUUUCGUUGCGGCCCUCUGAGAGCGUGGGGCGUUGUGGUCCACCUCUGACAUUUAAUGCUGUGAGCUGUAUAGAAGGAAAUAUGAGCAUUGCGGUUUGCUGGAAGAUUGGGGCUUUGGGGCUGGGAGAAGAAGGGGAGGAGAGUGGUUUUGCGGGAGCUGUGUGUAGACAUGUUGGGGAGGGCUUCAAGAGCUUGAGCGAGAGGGUUGGGGGAUGA